AUGAGCUUGCGUUCACCAUCCUUAAACUUGAGAAAUACUAGUAAUGGAUACUAUAACAAAUAUAAUGGAAGCGUUUUAAGUAAUAACUCAAUCAACAGCUUGAACGGAAAUAAUCAAUUUUACAAUACUGAUAAGCAAACUAAUUAUACUUCAAGAUAACAUAGUGCAAGCAACCAUAACCAUUUGGCUACAAGUGGAAAUGGGAACUAUUUUUUAAGUCUCAGAAAUAUACCUUAUUGCACAAAGCCAAAGCAUUAAAGUGAAAAGAUUAUUCGUGUCUGCGUUUAGCCAGAAUGCAAUGAUUUAGAUAGACUCUUAUGUGGUCACUGUAUUAUUUAUCAUGCAACUCAUCCAGCUAAACUAAUUUCCAUCUAAGAAUUUGUUGAAAAAUGUUCCUUAAGACACAAAGAAGUUAAUCUUAAUUAAUUGAGUGAAAAUUCAGUUGAAGAAUAGCUAGUUAACCAAAUAGAAAACAGAUUCUAAAAAAUUAGAGAAGAAUUCUAUGCUUUCUUGAUGGAAUAAUAAGUUGCUCUUAUAAGUAGAUUUAGAAAUAUAUUAGGAUUUUCACGCGAUUUUAAUCUCUCUUACCUGCAGGAAAUAGAAGGAAAGAAUAUCUAAGACUUGACAAAACCAGAAUGGGAUUUAAUUAUCAACCUGUAUUGGAAAGACGAUAUCGAUAAUGCCUUAGCUGUUAAAGAUGAAUGUAUAAGACAGGUAUCAGAAAAUAUCAAGAAAAAUUUUGACAUUAUUGAAGCAGUGUCAAAAGAUAAUCAGAAUCACAUUCUUGGAGAAGUCAAUCAAAUGAUGAAAAUGGCACAAGAAGAAGUCAAGCGUAAAAAUGCUCCUGUUAACAUGAAUAAUUUAGAUUAAUGGAAUAAAAAUUAUGAAAGAAGAAUUCUUCUUGAGGACAAAAAUAUGAACAUUAGAAAAAUUGAGGAUGAACUUGCUCGCUUAAAUAGACAAUUGUAAGAGCAAAAAGAUGGAUUAGAAUAGUUAUAAAUGGAAAUACUUAAGCAUGAUAAUCGCCUAAAGGAAAUAAAAGAAAAAGAAUCUUACAUAAAAUAUGAAUUAGAAAAGUUAUAGAGCGGUAACACUCCAAGUGGUAGAGAUGAAGUUGAGUAAUUAAAGGAUGAACUUUCAGAAAUUUAAAAGAAGAUAGAUCUGGUAACAUAACAUACUUAAGACUAUCAAAAUGAGAUGAAUAGAAAGAUUGAAAACCUAAAAAAGAAAAGAAAUGAGCUUAAAUAAGCUUUGGCUACUGAUUUUACUUAAGCAGGAGAGGCUGAUAAAUAGCAGUAAUUAGAUAAAAUAGAUUAAGAAAUAUAAAAAACAUAGUUAGGUCUAGCAAAAACUAAAAAGUAAUUAGAUAGUGAAAGAGGUAGCUUACUGCUUCAGCGUGAAGACAUGAUGAAAGAUUUAGAACGUAAAUAAUAAUCAAAAGAUUAAUAAAUUAUACAGCUUAAGUAAGAGAAAUAAAAAUUGUAUGAUGAAAGAAUGAGAAUAGAUGGCGCUUUAGAUGGCUUGAGGAAAAAAUUAGUUUAAAAGGAAGGAUCUUUAAGAGAAUUAAAGAGUGAAAUUAAGAAAAAAGAAUGGAUAGUCAUAUAAGAGAAAGCUGAGUCAGAGUAGUUAUAAAUUGAUAUGAAGCAGGUAGAGGACAAUACUUCAACAGAUUACAAUACAGAUUCUACUGGUGGAUAUAUGUGA
This is a messenger RNA of Tetrahymena thermophila SB210, 1704 nucleotides long. RefSeq lists its product as hypothetical. Lineage: Eukaryota; Ciliophora; Oligohymenophorea; Hymenostomatida; Tetrahymenidae. The record is from RefSeq and is a predicted model, not a curated record. The transcript has 2 exons.